CCAGGGCCCAUAUGGUUAACGGGUUGUGGGAGUCUUUGCCUGUCCCUGAUUGGCUGGCAUGGUUCAGCCACAGCCCUUUAUUUCUCCCUGUCGAGCUGAAAGGUGGCAGAGCUGGUGGCGGAAAGGACAGCGAGGGAUAAUCCCAGCCGCCCAGCUCCUCGGGGCAGGGAGAGGGGUGCGCACCCCUGCCCUGCUGCAGCUAUGGGGGGCCAGCUGCACGCCUCCUGGAUCUUCCCCUUGGUUUUGGCUGGCCUGGUUCAGCCGAAUUGGGGGCAGGAGAAAGACAAGGUGAACUGCUACAGCGACGUGGGUGGCACCGUCUACGACUACGGGGCCCUCACCAUCGAUGGGGAAGAGUAUGUCCCCUUCAAGAAGUACGCGGGGAAGAUGAUCCUCUUCGUCAACGUGGCCACGUACUGAGGGCUCACCAUGCAGUACGUCGAACUGAAUGCACUACAAAGCGAACUGGGGCCCUACGGACUCGUCGUCCUGGGCUUCCCCUCCAACCAGUUUGGGAAACAAGAGCCCGGGCAGAACGCCGAGAUCCUUCCUGCCCUGAAGUACGUCCGCCCGGGCGGAGGCUUCGUCCCCAAUUUCCAGCUCUUCCAGAAGGGCGAUGUGAACGGGGAGAGGGAACAGAAGGUCUACACCUUCCUCAAGAACUCCUGCCCUCCCGUGGUGGAAAACUUCGGGGACCCCAAGCAGCUUUUCUGGCAGCCCCUGAAGAUCCACGACAUCAAGUGGAACUUCGAGAAGUUCCUGGUGGGGCCGGACGGGGUGCCCGUGAUGCGGUGGUACCACCGCGCCACCAUGGCCACGGUGAAGAACGACAUCGUGGAGUACAUGAAGGCCCAGAGGCCGCUCUAGGGAAGCCCGCGGGCACUUGAGAGACGGGGUGGGGUGGGCCGCCGUGCUUUAUCCAGAGCCGAAUCCCUCGGGCUGUGCUCCCCGGCACCGGGAGCCCCCGAGACUAUCCCUUUUCAAAUGCUUUCUGCGCCAGGGAAGGGGCUGGCAGGGCCCCCGUCGACACAGCCCAGCCAGUCGCGCUGCUGUGUGAACCGGCCUGGGCCACAGCUCCCGCGACCAGUCCACAACAGCCCUGCGCCUCCCACGCCUCCAUCAUCAUUGCGGGCGCUCACUUGAGGCAGCAUCU
This is a messenger RNA of Gavialis gangeticus (Gharial), 1153 nucleotides long. It is a transcript of the gene GPX3, whose product is annotated as glutathione peroxidase 3. Gene Ontology annotation, molecular function: glutathione peroxidase activity. The transcript has 5 exons. The record is from RefSeq and is a predicted model, not a curated record. Gene Ontology annotation, biological process: response to oxidative stress. NCBI's taxonomy places the organism in Eukaryota, Metazoa, Chordata, Crocodylia, Gavialidae.